Mycena citricolor is the source of this 4272-nucleotide messenger RNA. NCBI's taxonomy places the organism in Eukaryota, Fungi, Basidiomycota, Agaricomycetes, Agaricales, Mycenaceae. The record is from the annotation of a GenBank genome assembly.
UGAGUUCACCCAACCAGCCAAAGAGGAGAGACGCUGCUUGCGCAUUGAGCAAUCCAUAAUGUAUUACAGCAGUGGCUGUGCGCGUGUCUCGCAUCAGGACAGUCCGGAGGUUACAGCCUCUCUCUUCCACCUUCCGGCGCUGGACGCGACAUCUCUGCUAAGACGCGUUCUGGCUGCCAAAGGAUUUACGACCAAACAUCCAUACGCUCUCUGAAACCAAUUUGAUAUUCGUGGAAACGGCGGAAGCAAAUUUUCUGACUUGCUACCACCAUGUCGACGCCGUUGCGCCCGCCCUCUCGCAAGGACUCCGGCUCAAGCCCCACCAAUGGUCCGAAGUCUCUCAACGACUACCAACUGGGCGAUUCCCUUGGCAAAGGAGCAUUUGGGCAGGUCUAUCGGGCGUUAAAUUGGGCAACGGGAGAAACUGUCGCGGUUAAGGAGAUUCAGUUGACGAACAUCCCGAAGGGCGAGAUUGGACAAAUCAUGUCCGAAAUCGACUUGCUCAAGAACCUCAACCAUCCCAAUAUCGUCAAGUAUAAGGGGUUUGUGAAGACGCGGGAAUACCUGUACAUCAUACUUGAAUUCUGUGAAAAUGGUUCGCUGCACGCCAUCUCCAAGCGGUUCGGCAAGUUUCCAGAAAGCUUGGUCGCUGUCUACAUCUCGCAAGUGCUCGAUGGGCUCGUUUAUCUACACGACCAGGGUGUUAUCCAUCGCGACAUCAAGGGCGCUAAUAUCUUGACGAACAAGGACGGCACCGUGAAGCUGGCGGAUUUCGGAGUGGCCAGCAACACGACGGCAGUUAACGAUGGAGCCGUUGUCGGUAGCCCUUACUGGAUGGCACCGGAAGUGAUCGAGCAAUCUGGAGCCACGACAGCUUCGGAUAUUUGGAGUGUCGGAUGUGUGGUAAUCGAGCUUUUGGAGGGACAUCCGCCAUAUCACACCCUGGAUCCGAUGCCUGCUCUGUUCCGCAUCGUGCAGGAUGAUUGUCCACCAAUACCCGAAGGCGCAUCCCCGAUCGUGAAGGACUUCCUCUAUCAUUGCUUCCAAAAGGAUAGCAACCUGCGCAUAUCGGCGAAGAAGCUGUUGCGACAUCCUUGGAUGGCUGCCGCGCGCCGUGGGAUGGGUGGUGGAAAGGACUCGGCAGAACGACGCCGUAGUGCAAGGCCUGGGGCUCAGGAUGGACAGAGACGACCGCUGAGUAAUUACAAUUACGACGAGGCAGUCUUGAAAGUUCAAGAGUGGAAUGAGGCGCUCAAAUCACCGUCCCGGCCUUCCAAGAACCCUGGGCGCGCGAAUGGGCGGCCCGUUUCGCCUACAAGAGACCUGGGAGCUUCUCCAUCGUCAGGUUCCGCGCUGGGCGCCUGGCGUGCGGUGUCUGGAUCUCUUCCUAAGCAGAACAUUUCAGAAAAGAUCCAGAUUCAACCACUCACAUUUUCCCUUCAACCGCCGGAAGAGCAGACAGACAACUGGGAUGACGACUUCGAAGAAGGGAUCUCGCUGACUAAACUGCAGGGGCUGGAGAAGGCAGCAGGGGAGUGCGACAACACUACAUCUUCCUCUGAAGAGAACACGAGAACCAUCCGACCCAAUAAGAGUCCUGUGCCCAAGCCUCCGAUACCUUUAGCAAAACCGCCAGGGCCUGAUAUACAGGAUAUCUUCGAAGACUACUCGGAUCUCAUUGGAGGAGAGGACGAAGACACCCUAGAGAACAAGGUGGCGAACUUCAAAAUGAAGAACUCCACUCGUCGCGGAGGUCUAUUCCACCCCGAUGACAUCAAAACUUUCGGUCUAGGUCGGUCACCAGGACCGCUUUCGGCGCCCAGCGUCACUGGACUGUUCAAUCGAUCCACAUCCGACCCCAAGCCAAGUCGACCUGCUCCUAGCCCCUUGUUCACGAAUAAGCCGUUGACUACCAGUCCUGGGCCAGCUUCUGCGUCGGUCUUGCCCAGUGUGGCCCCCGUUCCUGCGCCGACGCGAUUGGCCCAUUCGCGGUCAUCUUCCUUUGCGGGCUCCGGCUCGGGUCUAGGAGGAUCCAUGGGCCGUGCUGAAGCCCGGAAAUUGCUCAGCGAAUCUGAACUAGGUAAAUAUACCGAAGAUGAUGAUGAGGAUUAUGAGGAUGUUUUCGGGAAGCACAAUGGAUCAGCUUCGGACCAGUCUCCUGCGCUACAGCUGACGACAAGGCUGUCAAAUCGUUCUUGGCUCGGUGAUGAUAACUCGGAUGAAGACGAUCCUUUCGCGGAGAUCGAUGAAGGCUUUGCCGAAGACGACCUCGAGGCUAACCUGCAGCGAGACAAAUAUGCUCGCUUGUGCAAUAUGGUGAACGGACUGGUGGACCAACUUACACCCUCUGCACCUGACUUCCAGCUUCGUGAAGCGUGCGAUCAACUGCUGAGCACUCUGGCCGAAGCACCAGAAAUGCAGGUACAGCUUGUCUCGUCCCAUGGAAUGCUCGCCAUCCUCGAGGUUCUCGAAGGCAAGUUCUCUAGGGAUGUGAGCUUGCGGCUGCUCCAAAUCAUCAACUUGGUCGGUGAUGUCUCCGAUUCAUGCGAGAUCACUCUGACCACUUCGCAGUUGGUCAACGCAGACGCCGGUUUUCUGGAGAGUUUCUGUCUGAUUGGGGGAAUUCCCGUCAUGAUGAAUUUCACAUCGAAGAAGUAUCCUUCCGAGUGCAGAUUAGAAGCUUCCAACUUCAUCCGGCUACUGUGUCACACGUCUGUGAUGACGCUGCAGAUGUUCAUUUCCUGCCGCGGCCUGAAAGUGCUCGUGGAUCUCAUCGACGAAGACUACAACGAACAAGCAGACCUGGUGCAACAUGCGCUCAACGGUAUAGGCAGUGUCUUCGAGUUGCAGAGUCCGACGACGAAGAACGACUUUUGCCGGAUGUUCAUCCGUGCGGGUCUGCUCGAUCCGUUGUCAGCGGCGCUGCUGAAUGUGAUCAACACGAAAGGAGAGGCCGCAAAGGCGAUCAAGAUGAAGAUCAUUCAGAUCUUGCUGGUCUUUUCCCAAGUAUCCCAGUCAGACAUCCAUGUGCGGAACGCGUUGGGAACGAGGAAGGUCGUGAGAAGACUGUUGCGGUCAUGCGAGCUGCUAGAGCCUGAUUGUCUGGUGCAGAUGCUCAAGGCUGUGAAGCACCUGUCGAUGAAUGCGACUCUGUUGGAGGUGCUUCAGAACUCGAAUGCCAUCGAGGUGCUGGUCAGAAUUCUGGAAGAACAGUCAUCUGGCCCUCACAGCACAGAAAUGGCCAACCACAUCUUCCAGACUUGCUACAAUCUCUGCCGGCUGAACAAGUCUCGGCAAGAGGAGGCUGCGCAGGCAGGGAUCAUCCCUUGUUUGAAACGGGUGAUCGAGACACGCUCGCCGCUGAAACAGUUCGCGCUGCCGAUCCUCUGUGAUCUUGCGAGCGCCGGGAAGAGCUGCCGGACACUCCUCUGGCAACACGAUGGGUUGGCGAUGUACAUCAAGUUGCUGGAAGACCCGUAUUUCCAAGUCAGUGCGCUCGAGUCGGUCUUGAGCUGGCUGCAGGACGAAACGGCUCGUGUCGAGGACGAGCUGACGACGGCUUCGUCUGUGGCUGCACUGGUGCAGUGCUUUGCGACGGCCAAAGCGAAUUCAUUCGAGAAUCUCCUCGACCCUUUCCUCAAGAUCGCACGCUUGUCAACUCCCUUGACGAUUGCCAUGUCACGAUCUCCCAGCUUGUUCCAGCGGAUCGUAGAGAGACUGGCGCCAGCCAGCAGUCACUCGAAGGAAAAGGCGGUGGUGCGAUUGAAUCUGCUCAGGAUUCUGCGGACGGUGUGCGAGGUUCAUCCAAACCGGGCGAUGUUGGUUGAACGGUACGGUCUGCUGGGUGUCGUCGAGGCUCUGAGCCGAGACGGGGCUGUCCUGGUCCGGGAGCUUGCGCGAGAGAUUGUUCCGGUGCUGAAGCCCGGCCUGAAACCUCUCAAAGCGGUCGCCCGGGGAUCUCAUCAGCCUACCCGAAGCUCACCGGCCGUGCCGAUUGCCGACUCGCCCAGGACACCUGCUCUAGCACCGAAGAGACUGCGAAGGACCGCCUCGGAGACCGUCGGCCCAUCCUAUGCAUCGAAGCUGACUGCAGACCCGAACCCAAAGCCAAGAGCGAGGAGGCCGAAGCUAGGCGAGGUCCCAUGGGCAGCACCUUAAUGUUAUUCUUUCACUUGUCACAUUCAUUCCACUGGUCUGUACACUAGCGCACACUCAUUAGCAUACUCGGAAAAUCCGACAUUCUUUUUGUCUUGGAUCGCUCUGAACAUCGCC